GGGAAGCUGCGUUACGCCAACAACAGCAACUACAAGAACGACGUCAUGAUCCGGAAAGAGGCGUACGUGCACAAGAGCGUGAUGGAGGAGCUGAAGAGGAUAAUCGACGACAGUGAAAUCACCAAAGAAGAUGAUGCUCUGUGGCCUCCUCCUGACAGGGUUGGUCGGCAGGAGCUUGAAAUAGUAAUUGGUGAUGAGCACAUCUCCUUUACCACGUCAAAAAUCGGUUCACUCAUUGAUGUAAAUCAAUCCAAGGAUCCAGAAGGCUUGAGAGUGUUCUACUACCUGGUCCAGGACCUUAAGUGUCUAGUCUUCAGUCUUAUUGGACUACACUUCAAGAUUAAGCCAAUUUAAAUCAAGCAAACUGAAGUUUGUAUUGCUGUGUCUCUACGGGGUGGGAGGGGGGGAUGCUGUUUCAAUUCCUCACUAAUUCUGGCCUGAAGCUUUUAUGUAUGUUAGAAUUUUUUUUUACAAACUGUCAGUGACUGUCUUAAUAAAACUAUGAGAUCUGUAUUUUUUAAUU
Molecule: messenger RNA, 523 nt
Organism: Pterocles gutturalis (yellow-throated sandgrouse)
Lineage: Eukaryota; Metazoa; Chordata; Aves; Pterocliformes; Pteroclidae
Product: protein mago nashi homolog
Exons: 4
Coding region: 46-354 (102 amino acids)
Biological process (GO): RNA splicing
Cellular component (GO): nucleus; exon-exon junction complex; catalytic step 2 spliceosome
Source: RefSeq, a predicted model, not a curated record